AUGCCAAGAUCCAAAAACCAAAACCAAAUUCAAAUAAUUGACAGUAGUGAUAAAUACAAAAGGGAAUUCGUUGAAGGUUGCGAAUGGGAAUACGAAUGUCCACUCAAAAUCACCUCAAUGACUUACAUUUCCGAGGAAAAGGUAUUUUGCAAUGUCUGUAAGGAGAAUAUUUACAAAGUUCACAAUCAAACCGAUUUGAAGUAUCACACCGAACAAGGACAUUGUGUCAUUCUAACUGAAAAAAAACAUGUUAAAAUUGGAAAGACAUAUAAUCCUGAUUAUCAUGAACUUCCUGCUGUUCGUUAA
Molecule: messenger RNA, 306 nt
Organism: Naegleria gruberi
Lineage: Eukaryota; Heterolobosea; Eutetramitea; Acrasida; Naegleriidae
Exons: 1
Coding region: 1-306 (101 amino acids)
Source: RefSeq, a predicted model, not a curated record